AUGGGCCACGCCCAGAUCAACACCGGUCCCGAUGAGCGCGAGACCAACUUGAAGCUCGUCUACGAGCAGGUGUAUCGCUCCAUUCAGAGGUCCACUGAGGAGGCCAGCAAGAUACGGCACGAGAUCCAGGAGCUGGACAGCUUCUGCCAGAAGGGUUACAUCCCUCCCAUCUACGACGCCUACAACUGCUCCCAGCAGGACAUCGAGAAGAUGAAGGAGCUCCAGACCUCGACGCCGGCCAAGGACUCCCAACCUUCCAAUUCGCCGGUGCCACAGGUCAUUCAGAUCCCGCAGCUGCAGCUGUCUGGCAUACAGGCCAGGAGGCCGAGGCAGCUGGUCAAGCCGCUCGUUGCUUUGGCUAGGAGCUACCAGGAGUUCUGGAAGGGCUUGGAAGAAGUACCACCGACUUAA
Messenger RNA from Effrenium voratum, 411 nucleotides. Lineage: Eukaryota; Dinophyceae; Suessiales; Symbiodiniaceae. The record is from the annotation of a GenBank genome assembly.